This is a messenger RNA of Ostrea edulis (European flat oyster), 3972 nucleotides long. RefSeq names its product prostaglandin E2 receptor EP4 subtype-like. The record is from RefSeq and is a predicted model, not a curated record. Gene Ontology annotation, molecular function: prostaglandin E receptor activity. Lineage: Eukaryota; Metazoa; Mollusca; Bivalvia; Ostreida; Ostreidae. Bases 1610 to 2989 code for a protein of 459 amino acids. The transcript is spliced from 4 exons. Gene Ontology annotation, biological process: adenylate cyclase-activating G protein-coupled receptor signaling pathway; cellular response to prostaglandin E stimulus; negative regulation of inflammatory response. Gene Ontology annotation, cellular component: plasma membrane.
AUUUUGUAAAUAAUGUUUGUGAUAUUUAAAAUUCCUUUCGCUCUGACACUACCAGUUGAAGCUCUAGUCGUUAUCUUACAAUUUCUUUGCUUCUCCCUGAUCUAUUACUGAGUAUUUGAAAUACUACAUAUGUAGUACGUAGUAUUCCCUACAUUUUUAUUGAUCAUAUCGUGUGAUUUUUCAUUUAAAAUACUGCAUUUCUAUCUUAAAGUUAUAAACUGAUUUCAAAUUUUAAAAGAAAUAUAAUUAAGAAUCACUUAGAACUAUCUAUACUUUAAUAUCAUGAAUGCGAUGGGAAAAUAAGACAUCACUUGAAUUGUGACAUGGGGCUUGGAUAAACCUCUGGGAGGAAUAGAGAUAUAUCAAAAGUAUUUCACAUAAGUCAAAGUUUCAUCAAUUGCCACAGUAAUUUUUACUUGCUGCUCCACUAAGACCUACCCGAGGAAUGAUUAAUGAGAUGAUUGCUAGAGACAGAAUAAUCGAAUGACUCGUUCUUUAGCUCAUCGGAGACAUGGACUCGUGUAAAAUAUUUAAUUUGUUGUCCGUCUAGACUUACUAUAGUAGUCAUCGUAGUUGUCAUAAUCUCAUAUUUUUGUAGUCUCGUUCAACCAGACACUCGGCUGUCUCCGUAAAUCUCCGACGAGCAGAUUUACGGAGAAAGCAGAGCGGCUGGUUGUACGAGACUAAUAUUUUCGACGCCUUCUGCAGAAUGUAAACCACACUUAGGAGAUUAAAGUUUAUUCAAAUGAGGGACGGAAUCCUUUUCCAUAAAAAGAUAAUUGGAAAAUUGGGUAGGGUGUUUAAAAAUUCGUCUAAAAAAACUACUAAACCAGAAAGGUACUUGAGUCACGUGAUAUGCUUCUAAUGCUUCUGGGAAAAUGUCGCCGUCACUGCGGCAUACUUCUAGGAUAACCCCGUAGAUAAAACAAAUAAAUAGUUUUAAAAGUACUAUAGCCAUUUUUAAAUUCCAGACAAGCUUUGCCAUACCUUCGUUCGUUUUGUUGUGGAUAAUUGCUUGUUUUGAAAGAAGAAAAAAAAUCGCAGCUAAUAUGACGUCACAAUGCACUGUUUAGAUCGACCGCGUUAUAUUUCCCCGUGUUAAAUGAAGAGCCGGAUUCUAAAAUGCCUAUAAAGUUGUGUUACAAGAUGUUAUGAGUCCAUUCGGCAGAUUCCGGUACCCUAUAUCUAGCCUCGGAUGUAUGCCGUCAAGAGCCUCUACGUCAGUAUUUACUUUGGACGGGUUUAACUAGUCCCCAGUGGCUAAGACACCAGCAUACAAAGAGUGAACGAUGUAUUCAAUGGCAGAAACACGGUAGAUAUUAGUAUUGGAAGCUUCACGUCGGAUUAGCAGAUAUAUCAUUAAGGACAAUUGUUACCGCCCUCACUGAUUACCCACCUUUGUUUUGUGAGCAAACAUUUAUUAAGCAACACGCCGCCCCGCGCCAGAAACAACCAAGAUUCUAUCAUCAACACAAAAUCAAUGCACCCUGCGCAUGUCACAAAACGUUGCCAUGAUUUUGUAAUCAUGCGACAUUAGGAGCAUGAUUCUCCUCCUUUGAACUCUGGAUUGGAGUAAAAAGAUAUUCUUUUUUUUUUAAAGCAGGAAACUAUGAGUCUUGUGUGCGGGUUUUCCGGACACAUUGACCGAAAUGAAACAGAUACCUCAAAUUGUUCAACGAAUUGUUCUACUCCAAACUGGGUGAGAACGGCUCUCAUGAGCUGGAUCAGUACGAAAAAUGUAGUGAAUUCUGGAGUGAUGUUUGCCUGUGGUUUCUUUGGGAAUUUGUUAGCUUUAAUUGUGUUGAUAAGGUCUAGUAAGGAACAGCGACGGACGAUUUUCUACCGUUUGGUUGCUGGACUGACCAUCACAGAUUUAAUCGGCACCACCAUGACCUCCCCUGUCGUGAUUACAGUGUACGUAAAGAGACAGUGGGUAGGGGGCGACUUCCUGUGUUCUUACUUUGGAUUUAUAAUGAUCAUGGCGGGUUUCUCCACAAUGACAAUCGUAUGUGCUAUGUCUAUAGAACGGAUAUUGUGCAUAAGACACCCAUAUGUUUAUUAUACCCGUUUAUCGAAGAAGCACGCCACCAUUAUUUUAGUAUCGUGUUGGGUAACGUCUGGCAUUAUAGCUUCCUUGCCUCUUUUAGGAUUUGGGGAAAUUGUCAGAAAAUACCCAGGAACAUGGUGUUAUUUUGACUAUUACUCGAAAGAGCCGAUCCAUAUAGUAUUUAACUAUUUCAUCAGUAUCUUAGCCAUGAGUAUUAUCAUUGUCACCAUUUCCUGUAAUUUGACAGUCAUUUACACGAUUCUAAAAAGCAGACGGAAACAGGGAAUACUCCGGAAAGAGGAUGGCACUUCACGUUCCAUCCAUGGAGCCAGCAAGCGUUACGCAGAAUGUCAGAUGCUGAUUCUUUUGGUAGGGAUCACCAUCGUUUUCAGUGCCUGCUACACUCCGCUUUACGUUCGGGUUAUUAUGAAUCAAACGGGCCUCGUUUGCAAUACCCUUUUGGACUUGCAGCUUAUCCGGCUAGCCUCAUUUAAUCAAAUUCUGGAUCCUUGGGUUUAUAUACUACUCCGGAGAGAACUCCUGUGGAAAAUAAUAUCUGGCGUGAAGUACAUCUGUAAUCGAGGCCAGCCUGACCUGAACUCAUUACCACAGAAACCAUUUGAUGUAGACAGCGCUAACUGUUGUGUGUUUUGCUUCCACUGUUUGUGUGACCCUCCGGUGUCUAGACAGCGAUGUGGGUCCAUUUUCUCUCAGGACAGCCAGUACAUUCACGCAUGUCCAGGAAGGAGCACACUGAACGCCUCUAGUUUUUCGAACCUCAAAAGCACCUCUCUUUCUUCUUUGAACGGAAGACAAUCGGUCCCCUUGCGAGUGUGCUCUGCGAAUGACGUCCAUAUGUUACUACUCAAUAACACGCUGAAGAAGCAUGGGGUGACAAAGAGUUCAAACACACGUUUUGUGGAUGACAUUGAAAACGACUAACUCAUUCACAAAUGUUUUCACACGUGUUUCAUUUCCAAUUAAGUGAUGUACAAUCAAUUUUUAAAGAAUUUAUAUACAUUUUUUUACUACUUAUAUUUGCCUUACAGUUUUUCACAUAGUAAAUGUUACCAUGUUUAUAACAUUCCAAAAAAUUAUGAGGCAACACAAUGAACAUGUGAUCAUGAGAUUAUAAGAGAAUUCCCAUUUUAUUUCAAUCCACAUCAUUGGCAUGACUUACUUUUGUGGCCACCUGUAUCAGUGGGUUUUUUCUCUCUCUUCAAAUUCCCUGUAUGUUGUGAUGUAAAAAAAAUCGACAUGUUUUCCUUUGUUAUCAAAACUUGUAAAACUUUUCGCUUUUUCUGAGUCUCUAAAAUAGUAUUCAGUAAUUAACACUAAGAACACAUGCAAUAUUGUCUUUAUCACAUUUCAUCACAGUUUUGUUCAUUUGGGUGAAUUCUAACGGUAUGGUAUAUAAAAGUACUUAGUUUUAUUUUCCCACCUAAAAUAAAGAUAUUUCAAUCGCAUUCGAUUUUUUUUAUAUACAUAUAUACAUCAUUUUGAUAAACACAUUGAAUUUUACUUGUGCGUCAGGUGAGUUUCAGUAUUGCGAAAACCAUUAGGAAUCGCAGCCUGAAACUUGACGGAAUCUUACGGAAACUAUAUACAUAUGUAAUAGUUUACACACUGCAGAAACCAUACAGAAAACUUCAAUGUCAGGUUUCCACAUGGUUUCAAUUCUGCGGAAACUCGCGUUUCCAUCCAAGAUACACCUAUAUACACGAAAUCAGAGAAAUAUCUCGCUAACUGUAAGUGUCCCUUUUACAAUAUCAUUUAUACGUCGAAAACUUUCAAUAUCAUUUUCAAAAGCCGAAUCCAUGACAAUAAGGUUUAGUUUGACUGAAAACAAACCACGUGUUUCCUGAAUUAAUUCUGUCUGUUGUGUAUCAAAAGUGUUGAAUUGAAAUAAAUUACUCUUAUAUUCA